Molecule: messenger RNA, 8862 nt
Organism: Agrilus planipennis (emerald ash borer)
Lineage: Eukaryota; Metazoa; Arthropoda; Insecta; Coleoptera; Buprestidae
Gene: faf
Product: probable ubiquitin carboxyl-terminal hydrolase FAF-X
Exons: 14
Coding region: 203-7603 (2466 amino acids)
Biological process (GO): protein deubiquitination; cell migration
Cellular component (GO): nucleus; cytosol
Molecular function (GO): cysteine-type endopeptidase activity; cysteine-type deubiquitinase activity
Source: RefSeq, a predicted model, not a curated record
AUACGCAUUUAACUGAAAAUGUCGUUACUGUCACUCCUCCCUUUUAUUUUUUGAUCCCUAGAUACACUUUUGUCAGCCUUUAUUUUAAGAAUUGCAUGUCAAAAUCGCUGAUUACUUUGCUGGUGUGGUAUUUCAAAGAGAAUAAACUUGGCCAUAUUAUAUAGGAGUUUUAUAAUGUCUGACUAACUUAAUUAAAUACCUAAUGACCAUUGUAACAAGGGGACAGGGAUUCCUAGGGGAGCCCUGUGACAACACACAAAAUAUUCCUGCUACAUCAACAGCCAAUGAACUACAAAAUGAAUCAACCGAACUUGAUUUUCCCCAUGAUAAGUUGUUAUCACUUGAUGAAAAAAUAUCAAAUGUACGCUGGGUAGUACCUGUUCUGCCAGAUCAAGAACUAGAAUGUCUGCUUAAUGCUUCUGUUGACUUGGCAAAAAAAGGUUUAGACACACAAUCAGAAGCAUGUCAAAGGUUCUUUAGAGAAGGUCUAACAAUCUCCUUUACUAAAAUAUUGACUGAUGAUGCAGUUUCAAGUUGGAAGUCUAAUAUACACUUGUGUAUUUUUCAAAAUUGCCUCAAAUUGGUAGAGUUAUGUGUUGUGAAACUUAAACAAGAUUGGUUUCCACUUUUGGAUCUGUUAGCAAUGUUAUUUAAUCCCAAUAACAAAUUUCACACUUUCAAUGCUUCAAGAGCUAGUGAAACUGCUGGCUCAAAUACAAGUUUAUCAGAAGAGGAAUUGUUUGCAAGACCCUCCAAUGAUAUUAGAAACCCUAGAGGCUGGUUAGUUGAUUUAAUAAAUAAAUUUGGUGAACUAGGAGGAUUUCAGUUGCUGUUGGAGAGAUUUCAGAGUGGAAAUUUGAGUGUUUCUGUUGUAUUUGCACUCAUUAGGCCUUUUGGGUUGUCAUACGAAUUCUUAACACCACAUACUAUCAAUAAAUAUAUACUACCUGUUUUGGAUAUGAUUCCAAAUAUAUUAGAAAAAUUGACUGACGACGAAUUGAAACGUGAAGCAAAAAGUGAGACAAAGAGUGAUAUUGUUUCGGCAAUAAUAAAAUCUUCAAAGAAUUUGGCAUCUCGUGUGCCUAAUCAAGAGGAACUGAUAAGAGUAUUGGAAAGUUUUAGGCUAAAAAUGAUACUACGUCAAUUGCAAAUAUCCAGUUUUAAUGGAAAAAUGAAUGCUCUUAAUGAAAUUAACAAAGUCAUUUCUAGUGUAGCUUAUUACCCCAAUAGGCACCAUGGUAUGGAGGAGGAAGAGUACUUAACGCCAGAAAGAAUGGCGAAAUGGCUCAAAGAAAACCAAGUGCUAGAAAUAGUAUUAAGAGACUCGUUACACCAGCCCCAGUAUGUAGAAAAAUUAGAAAAAAUCCUCAGGUUUGUAAUCAAAGAACACGCCUUAACUCUGUCUGACUUGGAUGCCAUUUGGUCGGCGCAAGUGGGCAAACACGAGGCUAUAGUCAAAAACGUUCACGACCUCCUAGCAAAACUGGCAUGGGACUUUAGCCCUGAACAGUUAGAUCACUUAUUUGAAUGCUUUCAAAGCAGUUGGACAUCAGCAUCGAAAAGGCAGCGAGAAAGACUCCUGGAACUUAUUCGACGUCUUGCCGAAGACGACAAAGAAGGUGUCAUGGCUCACAAAGUCCUGACAUUGUUUUGGAACUUGGCCCAUUCUGAAGAAGUGCCCACAGAGAUUAUGGACCAGGCUUUAGCUGCCCAUGUUAAAAUUUUAGAUUACAGUUGUUCCCAAGAAAGGGACGCUCAGAAAACUGUGUGGCUCGAUAAAUGCGUAGACGAAUUGAAACAGGGUGAUUCUUGGGCUUUGCCUGCCUUAAAACAGAUUAGGGAAAUAUCGUGCCUAUACGAGCCCAAUGUGAAUGGAAUACAUACCCAGAGAACCAACCACACCUUUUACAGGCAGGAGGUCAUCGAACGAUUGCAGACGCAACAUUCGUUAGUUAUUUUAGUAACCAAUAGUUUGACUAAUUACAUGGAGCGACUAAGGGUGCUGGCGAAAGAACAUCCCGAAAUUAAUCCCGAAACUUACCUGCCUGAUGGGAGAUACAAUCACAAUUUACAGGUCCAGGAAAGACUGAAUUUUCUUAGGUUUCUUUUGAGAGAUGGUCAAUUGUGGUUAUGCGCUGAACAAGCGAAGCAGAUAUGGAAUUGUCUUACAGAAAAUGCAGUAUUCCCUUCAGAUCGCGAGGCAUGUUUUCGUUGGUUCUCCAAACUAAUGGGCGAAGAGCCUGAUUUAGAUCCCGGAAUAAACAAGGACUUCUUCGAGAACAACAUCCUCCAGCUUGACCCUGUUCUCUUAACCGAAAGCGGCAUCAAGUGCUUCGAACGUUUCUUUAAAGCAGUCAACGUCAAAGAAGACAAACUGAAACCGAAACGACGUGUUCUCCUUACCGAAGACCCCGAUCUUAUAGGUCUUGAUUAUCUUUGGAAAGUUGUUACUUUGUGCACUGACGAGGUGGCAGCUCGAGCUAUUGAACUAUUACGCGAAGUAACGACCAAUUUAGGACCUAGUUUGCAAGCUACACAGCUGGAAUUUCACGAACAGUUCAUUACUGAGUGUUUCAAUAGACUCAGGGCUUACUAUGAUACUGUGAUGGCACUGCAACAGUCCUCAGUAGAUAAAGAGUUUGAAACCAAACAAAUACACAAUAGAAUAAAAUCGGAAGCUGUGAAGAUGUGUCGAGUCCUUAGGGUACUUUAUGAAUAUAUAAACGAAUGUGACAGCGCCUUUAUGGGCGAGAGGAGAAUACUGCCCUUGCACAGGGCUUGCAGGGGAAAGCAUAUGACGUUAAUAAUUAGGUUUUCUAGUCCCAGCAGGCAGGUGGAUGACCUGGAAAUCUUUACGCACUCUAAUGAAACGUUAGCCUCACUGAGAAGACACAUAUUAAGAAAGAUUAAGCCCGGAGUGCACUGUAAAUUAGAGUUGUUUGUAAAUGGAGAGCCAUUAGACUCUGGUGAUGACAGAAAAUUAUUAUCACAAAUUCCAUUGCGAGAUAAAAUGCUUAUUUCCGCUAAAGUGUCCCACAUCAACUCGAAUAUCGCAUCAUCGCAAGACAGCAGUUCUGACAGUUCAACGUCAUCUCCGCAACACCCUUACGACGGCCCCAACAUUGAGGCAGAGAAUUUAUUACCAGGGGUUCUUAUGUCAAUGCAAACACCUUACGCCUAUUUCUUCUGUCAAUUGGCAGCGUUGGGCAGUGCCAUGGACUAUCCUCCACUUCGUGACGGUGCACGACUCCUUCUUCAAAUUAUGCCCUGUGACAACAGAACCAUUCAAAAGUUGCUCCUACUUUUCAACGGUAGCAAAGAUCCAGAGGUUUCAAUUGAAAGCACAUUUUUCCGCGCGUCACCUGCAGAAGUCUUGUACAACCUUGAAGUGCUCUAUGUACUUCUCAUGCCUGCCCAAGAACCUCUUUCAGAUAAAUCAUACGAAUUCCAAUACAGCUUCAUAAUUUCUGGCGAGGCUCAUACCUUUUUAGAUUUCUUAAUCAAAAACAAUUUUAUGAGCAACGCAGAUAUUGUUACGUUACGUUCGGCCUUCUUAAUUGUUCUUAAAAUUUGUAAAUUAAUCCUGACCUCGGUAGCGCACGUUCUGGUCCGUCUCAGUGAAGAUCACACACCUCCCGAAACGGAAAACAGGAACGAUAACGUAAUGACGCCUGGGAUGUAUUUGAAGCAAGCUCUGAGGUCCGUUCCAGGUCACUCGGACAACAUUCUUCGUCAAGUAUCGAUGAAGUUGUCCCAAGGACUUGCAGACUUGAUGCUGUCUGAAACUAACACAAGUCACACACAAGCUCUAUUUAAUCAGGCACUAAACUGGGAAUUUCCAGAUACAAAUGUUGUAUUGGCAAUAAUGAGACUUGUUUGGGCUGCAAGUAGUGCUAAUUUACAUGCUCGGGAUGCUGGUCAUGAAACGUUGCAUUCUUUGUGCAAUCCAGCUAAACGAAAUGCCCCUUUGGAACUUCACUCUGAUGAUGCUCUUCUGUGCAAAGAAGCUUUGGAAUUAUUUAGUAUCGCCUUGGUUUUGAACCCGAGCAGUUUAGAACACCUUUGUCGCGAGAAGAUGUUCCUUGACUUCCUUACAGACCUAGUGCUCUUUAAUCCCAGCAGUGCAGUGCGGAUAUCCGCUGCCGAGCAAUUCCUAGUUAUCUGUACAUGCGGAGCUGCGAGUAAACUAGCUCUUCAGCUCGUAACUCCCUUUCUUUUCUCUCUAUUAGAUACUUUGGUUGUGGAAAACACACAAACGUCACAUGAAUUCUUUCAAUUGCUCUGCCGUCUUGUUAAUUUCUCUUACAUGGCUCACGUGCCCCUUCCUGCCAUAGAAAACCUGGUGGCCCGCGAGGUUGCUUGGCUAAGAAAGGCUAGAAAUCAACACGAUGUUCUUUUGGAAGGUCAUUUAAGUUUGGGAAGGGAAUUAUUGAGUUUUAUGACUACAGAGCAAAAGUGCGAAUUGGGAAGUUCGGAUACCGGAAGUUUCAUAAAGGAGUUGCUCGAAGACUUCCUGUUUCCUGCAAGUAAACUCAUGUUACAGUUAGGUCGAACUGGACAAUUGGGAGAGGACCCUGCGACUCCUAUCUGCGAUACCCCCCAAACUCAGGCUGCCGCAUUUGAACUACUCUGCUCCCUUUGUGUAACCUGCGUGAUGAAUUGUAAACAGUUGGUGGCAAUGCUCAAUGACAUGUUCUAUUCAGACCCUGAUAGUGCCAUAGUCGAGUGGGACUAUUUUCCAGCGGUAGGGCCGCGCCCCUUCCAGGGCUUUGUAGGUUUGAAGAACGCCGGAGCCACUUGCUAUAUGAACUCGGUCCUGCAGCAGCUUUACAUGGUGGAAAGUAUACGAGAAGGACUUUUAGCGGCCGAGGGAGCUGCAACUGAUCCUAACGAAGAUUUCAGCGGAGAGGACAGGCUUGACAUUGAUUCCGAAUGCUGUUGCGAUGACCGUAUAGGUCCUGAUAACAACAGGAAAGACUACAAUGUAGGCAUUCUCAAGCAAGUUCAAGCUAUUUUUGGACACUUAGCCUACUCAAGACUGCAAUAUUAUGUCCCCAAGGGUCUUUGGAAGCAUUUCAAAUUACAAGGUGAACCCGUAAAUUUAAGGGAGCAACAGGAUGCAGUAGAAUUUUUCAUGUCGCUUGUAGAAAGUCUGGAUGAGGCCUUAAAAACUUUAGGCCAUGAACAGAUCAUGUCGAAAAUCCUCGGUGGCUCUUAUUCAGAUCAGAAGAUAUGCAGAGGCUGUCCCCAUAGAUAUUCUAAAGAAGAGCCCUUUAGUGUUAUCAGUGUUGACAUAAGAAAUCAUAGUUCCCUACAGGAUUCAAUGGAGCAAUAUGUGAAGGGUGAAUUGCUAGAGGGUGCCGAUGCGUACUAUUGCGAAAAAUGUGCGAAAAAAGUAGUGACAGUUAAACGUUUGUGCGUGAAAAAGUUGCCUCCUAUAUUGACGAUCCAGUUGAAACGGUUUGAGUACGACUACGAACGCGUGUGUGCCAUCAAAUUCAACGACUAUUUCGAAUUCCCACGUGACCUGGACAUGGAACCGUACACGGUCUCAGGAUUGGCUAAGUUGGAGGGCGAAAUUGUUGACUGUGAUCUAGACACCAGUACUACUGACCCCUGCACGAAAUAUAGACUUUCCGGAAUUGUAGUGCAUUCAGGACAAGCUUCAGGUGGCCAUUAUUACUCUUACAUAAGAAACUGUGAUCCAAGUGGUAAAAUUCGUUGGUACAAGUUCGACGAUGGCGACGUUUCAGAAUGUCGAAUGGGGGAAGAUGAGGAGAUGAAAAUUCAAUGCUUUGGAGGCGAUUAUAUGGGCGAAGUGUUUGACCCGAUGCUUAAACGCACAACGUAUCGUCGCCAAAAAAGGUGGUGGAACGCGUACAUGCUGUUCUACACUCGCAUGGAUGUGGAAGAACAAACGUUCCUAAAAUCUAUAGAAAUGCUCAGUCUGUCCGGUAAAAAGGAGAAAUAUGUGAAGAUGCCGCUUGCCAUUGAGAACAGCAUAAGAAAACAGAACAUCAAGUUCUUGCAUCAUCGUAGUCAAUUUUCAAUAGAGUAUUUUUCGUUUAUUAGGAAACUCAUGACUUGCACGACUCCAACAAGUUCUAGGGCCAAUAUCAACACAGAAUCGGAACAAUUAUCUUUACUGUGCACUCAACUAGCAAGCAAAUUUCUAUUCCAUUCCGGAUGGCACACGAAGAAAAAUCUACGAGGUCCUGCAAUUGAAUGGUGCGAUAUAUUAUGUUUGCACCUACGUGCAUCUCCCAUAACGCGUUCGUGGUUCGCACACGAAAUGCUGUUUAGCCAUCCCCAUCGUUUCUGUGAGUACCUCCUGAGUUGCCCAAGUAACGAGAUUCGGUCGGCCUUCACCAAAAUCAUCGUCCUUUUGGCACAUUUCUCAAACAACGACGGUCCUUGUGCGCCCCCACCCGGUUUCAACAACCCCGACCCAUCGGCCACACUCAGCGAUCACUUGUUGCUCGCCCUCCUCAGUCUUUUACAACGUGAAGUCAGCGAAAAUGGACGACACUUACCCCAUUACUGUAAUGUGUUUCAUAUGUAUGCUAGUCAAGGUAUCCAUGAAAAGACACAAUUAUUGAAGAUGAACGUGCCUGCUACGUUUAUGCUGGUGGCGAUGGAUGAAGGCCCGGGCCCAGCCAUAAAAUACCAGUACAUAGAAUUAGGAAAAUUGCACCAGCUGGUUUCUUGUCUUGUACGCUGUUGCGACGUGUCUUCGAAAUGCCAAUCUAGCACUGGUAAUCCAGUGCUGCCUAAUCCCUACAGGGAACCUACUAUCCCGGACUACAUUAUGCCCCUGCAUCCUCAGGCCAUGGAAAUACUGUUUGGAAGGUCGAUUUACAUAAAAAAAGUAAUUGAGGACACAAAUAUUUCGGAGGACGCUAUUAAACUGCUCCAGUUCUGCUGUUGGGAGAACCCGCAUUUCUCGCGCAUAAUUCUCUCAGAGCUUUUAUGGCAAAUAGCGUUCGCGUACUGUCAAGAGCUCAGGCACCAUAUGGAACUCCUGUUGUCGAUCCUGUUGAUCGAAGACUCGUGGCAAACGCACCGAAUCCACAAUGCGAUCAAGGGUGUGCCGGAAGAACGCGAAGGCCUCCUCGAAACGAUUGCUCGUUCCAAAAAUCACUACCAAAAACGAGCGUACCAGUGCAUUAAGUGCAUGGUGGCGUUGUUCAGUAAAUGUCGCCCGGCGUUAGCCAUGUUACACGGUCACGCGGACUUGCGUAGACAAUGGACGCAGGCAGUGGCCUGGUUGCAGGACGAACUCGAGCGCCGUUAUCCUGCCAAUUCGCAGUAUUCGUACAACACGUGGUCACCCCCCGCUCCAAGCAAUGACAAUUCGAACGGCUACUUCCUAGAGAGGUCGAACAGCGCAAGAAAAACAUUUGAACGCGCCAUCGAACUGAUGCCCGAACCGGACAGGGAGGAGGAGGAUGCAAGUGAAGAACAAGAGAGUCAAGAGGAAAUCACAGAAGCCUCUCAGGGUGAUGAGAAUAAUAAAACGGAAAUGCCGGAUGUGACGCAAAGUUGCGAAGGAAGCAAUCCCCCAUCUCAACAACAACAACAACAACAGCAACACAAUUCGUAAACCAAGGUUUCUUCCUUCAUCCUCCCCCUCAUCCCUCCCGUGGUUGUUUUUGCCGCCGCCGCUGCUGCUGCGUUAUAAUAAUAGACACAAGCUGCUAGUUGUAUUACCUAUAUAAUUACUAUUAUUAUUAUAUAAAUUUUUUAUUUUAACGGAGGACAUGUGAUAUGGAUGUACAUAAUGCAUUUUUUGUAUCUAGACUAAACGCAUUUGCUAUUAAUUGUUAUUAACGUUCCUUCUCUUUCGAAUGAUUGAUUGGUUACAUUAUCUCUCUCUUAUCACCACCAAUCGACCACCCAGGCAAGAGCAACUCUUAUUUGCAAUAACGGGUUAUAAGUGCAUACCACCGAGCCUAUUUGCAAUUAGUAAUGCAUUACUAAUUAUUACAUACUAUUAUUAACUCUGUAUUAAUUAAUCACUCUACGAACGACUAUCAUAAUUGUCAUUAUUAUUAUUAUUAUUUACACUUAUUGGUGGUAAGACUAGCAAAUUUACUAUACAAACUGUAAUAUACCUUUUAUUUUAGUUUAUUAUUGUUUAAGUAUUUAUUUUGAUAAUUAAUUAAGAGAUACCUCUGCGCCUAGAUCGAAAGAAAAAUCAAAAACGAAAAUGUGGUAAACGCGAAUAUCAUUCGACUUAAUUUUUAAAUGAACUAUUACUAAUAUAUUUAUUAUUUUUUCUUUCUUGUCUAUUUUUAAAUUAUUAAUUUGUUGUCACCUGAAUUUGAAAACAAUAAAUAUGUUCGAUUGUCAACUUAAAUAAUUUAAAUCUCUCCUUUAUAUACAUACGUACAUAUGCAGGGUGGUUUUUGAAUAACAAAUUAACAGCAAUGGAACUUUAUGUAACUUUGUAAUUCACGUAAGUUACAAAAAAGAAGAAUUGAAGACAAUAAGUGCGUGUUGGGUCUUCACAUGUGUUAUAAUUAAAGAAUCACCCCGUAUAUUGCUUCUGCUUCCGUUGAAAAUUGUUUUUGCGUGUGAUAGUCUGUGUUAAGAUGUGAUUGUUUUGCCUUUUUUUUUAAACCAUUAUUAAUCACAUCUUAACAACUUUUAAUGAGUUAUAUAAUUUAUAAAUAAAUCUGUAGUUCAUAAAACCAAAAUGAAACGGUUGAGGAGAUCUGGGGAUAAAACAUUUAAAUUGUAAUAUAUUGUAUUAAUUAUUAUGCGUUAUUUUUUGUGACUGUUUUUUUUUGGGCCUUUAGCAUUAGUUGUGUGCACCAAUGUAAAAUCGUUUAUUAUCGCUAUUACAAUGAUUAUUAUUAU